Molecule: messenger RNA, 603 nt
Organism: Aspergillus melleus
Lineage: Eukaryota; Fungi; Ascomycota; Eurotiomycetes; Eurotiales; Aspergillaceae
Product: 26S proteasome regulatory subunit 6B
Exons: 4
Coding region: 1-603 (200 amino acids)
Biological process (GO): proteasome-mediated ubiquitin-dependent protein catabolic process
Cellular component (GO): proteasome regulatory particle, base subcomplex
Molecular function (GO): proteasome-activating activity
Source: RefSeq, a predicted model, not a curated record
AUGGGAGACGUCGCCGUGGAGAAUCCGGCGAACAACGUCACGCCUUAUACCAAGUCAGCUCCGUUGGACACUAUUCCCAACAUAGAAUCCAUCGAGGGCACGGCAAAUGACGGAGGCGAUGAAUAUGCCACGCUUAAGAAACUCCAAAGACACCUAGAGUACAUUCAACUACAGGAGGAGUACAUCAAGGAUGAGCAACGGAGCUUGAAGAGAGAGCUUGUUCGCGCACAGGAGGAAAUCAAGCGGAUACAGAGUGUUCCCUUGGUCAUCGGCCAGUUCAUGGAAGCUAUUGAUCAGAAUACUGGAAUUGUGCAGUCGUCGACCGGGUCGAAUUACGUCGUCCGUAUCUUGUCCACGCUCGAUCGCGAAAAGCUCAAGCCGUCAUCCUCGGUCGCCCUUCAUCGCCACUCCAAUGCUCUCGUUGAUAUCCUCCCCCCGGAGGCCGACUCUUCCAUUGCCAUGCUUGGUGAAAAUGAGAAGCCGGACGUGUCGUACGCGGAUGUUGGUGGUCUUGAUAUGCAGAAGCAGGAGAUUAGGGAAGCGGUCGAACUGCCUUUGACGCACUUCGACCUCUACAAACAGAUCGGUGAGUGUGAUGGGUAG